This is a messenger RNA of Brassica napus (rape), 1157 nucleotides long. RefSeq lists its product as uncharacterized. The record is from RefSeq and is a predicted model, not a curated record. The coding region runs from base 300 to 977 and encodes 225 amino acids. Lineage: Eukaryota; Viridiplantae; Streptophyta; Magnoliopsida; Brassicales; Brassicaceae. The transcript has 4 exons.
AAAACCGAACUUAAACCGAACCGAUAUCCGGAUUGAACACUCCUAACCGGGAAGGUUAUAUUAGCCCGAAUGUAAUGUAGAGAUGCAAACUUUGCAAAAAAAAAAUAUUGUCGUUAUUACCUUAACAAAACUGGUAAUAAUUAUUGAAAUAAAUAAAUAAUCUAUUUGCUAGGAAAAUAUAAAUUAGAUUUAAGAUGGCACUAUUGUAACUAGUCAUGUUGGGAGGGGGAAAACAUAUCCUUAGAUCGAGUAUAUAUUAUAUUGUCGUGUCUUCGAUCUAGGGUUUACUUAUACAGAACAUGGAUCCCAGUGCCAGCAUGAUUGAUACGGUUGAUGGCGAGCUCGAGGUGACGCAACACGUGGAGGCUUCUUUGUCGGAUAGCGUUAAGCUUCCGACCAAACGCAAGGCCGAGACGUCUCCGGUGGCGGAUUCUGUCGAAGGCGAAGGAAACCGACAAGAGGAGGAGGAAAAAGACAGCGGAGAAAGCGACCAGGUUUGGGAUGUCGACAGUUUCGAGUCAGACUACUCUUCGCCAGAGGAGGCGGCUUCGAACACGGACGAAUUUGAGCUGCGUCGUUAUUUGCGUCAUCUCUACGAGAGCGGGGGUUUCUUGUUGGAAAGGGAGAUGGUUCCCAAGAAUCUGUUUCAAGGGUGGCGCCCUUUGAAUCUGGACGCCCUAUUCAAAGAUCCCAAUAUCACGGGGCGUGACUACAUGGAGAUUAUGGCUCGAGUGGCGAUUGACAAAUACAACCAAACAAAGAAUAAGACUGUGACGCUUGACCAUAUCGUGAGGGCCGUGAUAAGGAUGAGCAUUGGAGUCAAAGCUUAUAUUACUUUCAUGGCUAAGGAGUGUCCUGAAGGAGAGCUUGUAGAGUAUCAAGCUAAGGCUGAGAUCAGGGUGUGGCAGACUAAGAUUCAUCCCAUCCUUUGCAGACCCGCCUCCUCCUCCUCCUCUUCCUCCUCCUCCUCCUCCUAAAGACUGUUGGUGUUUUCUUGAGCUUUGCUUCCCUCUCGAGGAAAGUAAUAGAAGCUACUUAUUAUGUUGGAACCUUUAUAUUAAGUAAUUGGAGUUUGUGUAAUGGUGUUAAGCUAUAUAUUUAAAAGCUGUAAGACCUUAAUUAUGCUAAGUUAUUAUACUCUGGUUUUAAAUUGUGUU